CAAACAAACACACACUACAGACAGUCACUUACCCCACAGAUGCUGUAUUAGCUCCUCCUUCACCUGGAGAACUCCCUUGCGAAACUCCCUGUUCGCAAAGCUCCCUGAUCGACGAUCAGCUGGCAAGGCAGCCAGUGUAGAGGCAUAGCAAUUGGCCAGCAAGGCUACCGGUGGAGAGGACUGGAACAGAACCCUGCAGAGAGGCGUGGCAAUCAGCCAGCAGGGUGACUGGUGGAGAGGUGAGGUGAUCGGUCAGCAGGGAGGGUGGUUAAGAGGAUCGGAGCGAAGCCCGGCGGAGAGGCAUGGUGAUCAGCCAGUAGGGUGGCUGGCGCAGAGAUGCCAAGUGCCAAUCAGCUGGAAUGGUGGCCAGCGAAGAGGAACAGCGAGCGAGUGCCCGGGCAGCAGAGCGAGUUAGAUGCCAUCUUAUCUCCCACUCCACCCAGGGUGGGAGGUGAGCUCUGCAGAGGCGCUUCUGAACGCUGCGUCUGCGCUGACCAAGGACAACAACUGGAAACACUACUUCUCAGAAUUAUUUGAGUCCAGCAAUGGUGACGAAGAAGAGAUGUUAGUAUGUGAAGAAGAUUUAGAGCAUAAUCCUUUUGAUGGCUUACCAUACUCAUCUCAUUAUUACAAACUUUUGAAAGAAAGAGAGGAACUUCCAGUCUGGAAAGUGAAUAUGCUUCUAUGGAGAGUCUUCUUCGUAAUCAAACUGUGAUUGUUUCAGGAGAUGCUAAGAGUGGCAAAAGUUCC
Messenger RNA from Mauremys mutica (yellowpond turtle), 750 nucleotides. RefSeq names its product putative pre-mRNA-splicing factor ATP-dependent RNA helicase DHX32. Bases 416 to 715 code for a protein of 99 amino acids. The transcript has 2 exons. The record is from RefSeq and is a predicted model, not a curated record. NCBI's taxonomy places the organism in Eukaryota, Metazoa, Chordata, Testudines, Geoemydidae.